AUGGCCGCCAACGGCUCGCCAGCCCCCAACCGGCAAUACGACACAGAAGAGCAGCGCGACGCAGCAGGAGCAACAGAAGCCACUCCCCUCCUCGCACGAGAAGCAAGCGGCGACCAAAGCCAACCGCAGCGCGAACGCUCCGCCGAAUCCCUCCUGCAAUCCAUCCAGAAUGGCGGCAGCGGCGGCAGCGGCAAGAAGUCGUUCGCGAAAGCCCGAUGGCCUAGCAUUCUUGCGCUGCUACUGCUUUGCAUUGCUGCGGUGCUGAUUAUGGUGUUUGCCUUCUUUGCGCCGAGUGUGGUCGAGCAGUAUGCGGCGGAAGCGGCGGUCUUCGAACCUACGAGUUUGAGUAUCGACUCCUUCACUACGACUGGGGUGCGCGCGAGAGUGCAGGGAAACUUCUACAUGGAUGCUGCAAGGGUGCAGAAGAAGAGUGUGAGGGAUCUGGGCCGCUUUGGCACAUGGAUCGCAAGAGAGGUCGAGAGUGGGGACAGUGAGGUGGAGGUCAGUCUGCCGGAGUACGGGAAUGUGGUACUCGGCACGGCGGUUUUGCCAUCUAUCAAAGUGGAUGUGCGCAACGGACACACCACCCAUGUUGACUUUUUGAGCGAUCUGGCUCCGGGGAGUAAAGAGGGGAUCCGCCGAAUUGCGAGGGACUGGAUCGAUGGGCGGCUCGGGCAGCUGAGGGUCGUGGGCAAGGCGCGCGUACCGAUCAAGAGCGGCGUCUUCAGUCUCGGCACGCAGUCGUUGACGCAUGAGGUGUUGUUCGAUAAGAAGGAGAUCCCGAGCAUUCCGGCGUACGAUAUCCAGCGUCUGAACUUCCACGAUCAAGAGGGGGCGCGAGGCAUGCAGGCGGAUGUGUCGCUUGCGGUGGCCAAUCCCUACCCCGUCGAUUUUGCUGUGCCGCCGCUGGGAUUCCAGAUGCUUGUGCAGAGCUGCGAAAAGACGGAUCCGUAUAUCAAGGUUGCCGAUGCCGCCACUGACGACAUGCACGUUCGGCCGAAGCAUGAUUUGGAACUGAAUGUGACGGGCGUGGUGCACAAGCUCCCGGAACCGUUGACGCAGAACUGCCCCGGCGCGGACCGAUCGCCUCUGGACAGGUUCUUGGGCAGGUACAUUGAGGGCAAGGAGAACACCGUCUAUGUACGCGGUGCGAAAUCUCCUUCCGACAAGACUCCACAGUGGGUGGAAGAUCUCAUGUCUGAUAUCGUUGUCCCUGUUCCUCUUCCUGGCCGUGGAGAAGGCCAUCUCAUCAAGGAGUUUGCCCUCGCCGACACCAACUUCCAUCUUCCGGAUCCCUUCGCCGACCCGAGCAAGGUCGAGUCGAAACCGCGAAUUAGCGCCAAAGUCAAGGCCUUGGUGGCGCUUCCGGAAGAAAUGAACUUCAAUCUGUCGGCAAAUCGUGUCCGCGCUAACGCCGACGUCUACUACAAGGGCGACAAGUUCGGCACGCUGGAUCUGAACAAGUGGCAGAAGGCCAACAGCACGCGCAUCGAAGCCACCAAGCACGAAGGCCCGGGAUUGCUGGUGGAGAGCUUUGUCGACAAGGCGCCACUCAAUAUCGAAGACGAAGAGAUCUUUGCCUCUGUGUUGCAAGAUCUGGUGUUCGGGGGCAAGAAGGUGGUCUUGCACAUCAAGGCCAGCGUGGACGUGCAAGUUGAGACGGCGCUGGGCGAGUUCAAGGUGCAGCGCAUCCCUGCGGAGGGCGAGGUGCCCGUCAAGCGUACGGGCAGCGGCGCCAUGGACCCCAAGCUCGCGCCCAAGAUCUCCGACCUGCAAAUUGUCGACACCACCCCGUCGAGCCUUACGAUCGCGGCCUGGAUCAACAUCACCAAUCCCACCAACUACUCUGCCUCUGUGCCGUAUGUGGAUAUUCACAUUGUCAAGAAUGGCUCCGUCCUCGGCCGCGCGACUGCACGAGAUCUCCACAUUCGACCAGGGCGGAAUGACAAUCUGCUCAUCCAAGCAGUCUACGACCCUCUAUCUUUUGGUGGACGCAAAGCCAAAGACAUCGGCCGCGAACUCCUCUCACAGUACAUUUCCGGCUGGAACACCACACUAUCCGUGCAAACCCACCGCGGCACCAUCCCCUCGCAGCCGAAACUAGGCGAAGCACUUUCGAAAUUCAUAAUAGAGAUUCCCGCCCCUCGCCUAAAAGCUCCCUCCCCACCCGACGACGGUGACAACCCACCCGACGACUCCCCCGACGACGGCAAAGGCCACUUCAUCCGCGACGCAACCAUGCACCUCUUCUCCUCCACCGCAACCUUCACCCUCUUCUCCCCGCUGCGCCACUCAACCCUCUACAUCGAAGACCUCGACGCCACGGCGCUCUACAAAGGAGACGAUGUAGGUCGCAUCGAGUACGAUCUCCCCUUUGCCGUGCCGCCUGUGGAUCGAGAUGGUAAGGGCGUGACGACGCCGCGAUUGCCUGUGCAGUGGAAUUUGGGUUCGGUGGGAUAUGAGGCUGUCAAGGGGGCGCUGGGGGGGACGCUGAGGUUGGCUGCUAAUGCGGAGGUGGGGGUGAGGCUGGGGCGGUUUAGGGAGAGGAUUUGGUUUCGGGGGGGUGGGAUUGGGGUGAGGAUUAGUUGGUAG
Molecule: messenger RNA, 2592 nt
Organism: Neohortaea acidophila
Lineage: Eukaryota; Fungi; Ascomycota; Dothideomycetes; Mycosphaerellales; Teratosphaeriaceae
Exons: 2
Coding region: 1-2592 (863 amino acids)
Cellular component (GO): fungal-type vacuole membrane
Source: RefSeq, a predicted model, not a curated record